Molecule: messenger RNA, 696 nt
Organism: Capsella rubella
Lineage: Eukaryota; Viridiplantae; Streptophyta; Magnoliopsida; Brassicales; Brassicaceae
Exons: 2
Source: RefSeq, a predicted model, not a curated record
AUGGUUCAAGACAAGGUCUGCACCUUGAUCGUUGAUGGAGGAAGUUGUACUAAUGCAGCCAGUGAAGAGAUGGUUCAGAAGCUUAAUCUCAAGACCACUUCACAUCCAAGACCGUAUCAGCUACAGUGGUUGAACAACAAGGGAGCUUUAACAGUUUCGCAGCAAGUGAUGGUGAACCUAACGAUUGGGAAGUAUGAGGAUGAGUUGCUAUGUGAUGUGAUUCCAAUGAAGUCAAGUCAUAUUCUGUUGGGAAGACCAUGGCAGUGCGACAGAAGAGUGUUUCAUGAUGGCUACACUAACAAGCAGUCAUUUGAGUUCAAGGGACGCAAGAUCACUCUUUUGCCACUUACACCCAACGAAAUCUACAAGGACCAGCUUCACAUGAACCGCAAGGAUACAGGGAAAGUGUCUCACAGCCUGUACAUCAAUCAUAGUGAGUUCAACAAGCUAUUUGAUCCAGAGAUGACCACAUUCACGUUUGUGUAUAAGGAGACACUCACCAGUACUAAGUCAGCACAAGAGCUUCCACGCGAGAUGAUAGAGAUUAUAGAGGAGUACAAGGAUGCUAAGCAUUCUGCUACUCUCUUCUCUCCUUUUGAAAUUGUUUAUGGUUUUAACCCACAAUCACCUAUAGACUUGAUUCCUUUACCUUUAAGUGUGAAGUGUAGCUUUGAUGGCAAAGAAAAGGCUGAACAG